Molecule: messenger RNA, 669 nt
Organism: Symbiodinium natans
Lineage: Eukaryota; Dinophyceae; Suessiales; Symbiodiniaceae
Source: the annotation of a GenBank genome assembly
AUGUCGUACGCGACCGCCCGGAUUGGGUACAACUACAAGCUGAUAUCAAACGGCACCAUGCUUCCUGUGCAGACUUGGGGUGGCAACAGCUCCUUCGUAGAUGCGGUGAGCAUCUUUGCCUCCCCCACAUCCCCUAUGUGUGGGCUCAGCAAAAGCAACACCCGGUUGCCAUUGCUUCUGUCUUUGAAGUGCCAUCUGUAUGCGUGCAUCAAUUUACUCUUCUGCUCAGGCUUUUCUGUGGCGGUCAAGGGUUGCGUGGCAGAGAUGGGAACCAUUGGCAAGCUGCUACAAGCCAGAACUGUUGCGUAUAUUGAUUGCCUUUGGCAUGGACGUAAAGCUGUGGAAACCCUGCGGCGCUUCUUGUUGGUAUGCCCACUCACGUCCUACGCGAACGCUGGUUUGCCCGAGGUGAUUCUGGCCAACUUGGCCCGUCCCCAUUUGUGGAUGGACAUGCCAACCUCUCAUAGGAAGGCCCUCAUUCGAGCGGUGAACAAGAAACGGCAGUUACGCAAAGCAUGGCUCUGCGAGACGCAAUUGAACAAGCUUAAGAGAUGCGUUGUUGGCUCAGCACUGGUCUUGCGUUGUGCCCUGAGAUCUGUUUCUACCAGCUUUAGCUUCUGCUGGCUGCCCGCUGAAGCCCAAGUGCUUCAGACUGACAGUUUGCAGUGA